This is a messenger RNA of Syngnathus acus (greater pipefish), 1157 nucleotides long. RefSeq names its product steroid 17-alpha-hydroxylase/17,20 lyase-like. Gene Ontology annotation, biological process: hormone biosynthetic process; progesterone metabolic process. The coding region runs from base 1 to 903 and encodes 300 amino acids. The record is from RefSeq and is a predicted model, not a curated record. NCBI's taxonomy places the organism in Eukaryota, Metazoa, Chordata, Actinopteri, Syngnathiformes, Syngnathidae. The transcript has 7 exons. Gene Ontology annotation, molecular function: heme binding; iron ion binding; steroid 17-alpha-monooxygenase activity.
AUGGCAGGUAUUGUGGACACCGUCGCCAAAGACAGCCUGGUGGAUAUUUUCCCCUGGCUCCAGCUCUUUCCCAACGCAGACCUGCGUCUCCUGAAACAAUGCGUUUCCACCCGUGACAAACUUCUACAUCAGAAAUAUGAAGAACACAAGGCCCAGUACAGUGACCAUUUGCAGAGAGACCUGAUAGACGCUCUGCUCCGAGCAAAACGCAAUGCCCACAACAACAACACGGCAGAGAUGAGUUCCCAGCCUUUGGGCCUUAGCGACGACCACAUCCUUAUGACUGUCGGAGACAUCUUUGGAGCCGGGGUGGAAACCACCGUCACCGUCCUCAGAUGGGCCAUCAUCUACCUCCUCUAUCACCCUGAGGUGCAGAAACGGAUCCAGGAUGAGAUGGACAGCAAUUUAGGGCGGGACCGGAGCCCCCUCCUGAGCGACAGAGGCAGUCUUCCUUACCUCGAGGCCACCAUCAGGGAGGUGUUGCGGAUCCGCCCCGUUUCCCCUCUCCUCAUCCCUCACGUUGCCCUCCAGGACACAAGCCUUGGAAAUUUCAAAGUGCGAAAAGGGACCAGAGUUAUCGUCAACCUGUGGUCACUGCACUACGACGAGAAAGAAUGGAAACACCCUGAACUUUUCGACCCAGGUCGCUUUUUGAACAGCGAAGGCACAGGUCUGAGCAAGCCGUCGUCCAGCUACAUGCCCUUCGGUGCCGGGGUCAGGGUGUGUCUCGGCGAGGCCUUAGCAAAGAUGGAACUCUUUAUCUUCCUGGCCUGGAUUCUGCAGCGUUUCACCUUUUCCAGCCCAGCCGGUCAACCUCCUCCCUCGCUGGAGGGCAAGUUUGGCGUGGUCCUUCAACCAGCCAAGUACAAGGUGACCGUCACACCCAGAUGGCGUGCUUUCUAGCACAUUUACCUUGAGUAACUUGACUUUGCUUUGAAAAGUAACUAAGUUAAGACGUGACUUUCAGCAGACGCCACACUUCCACCUCACAUCAAAAUGACAACUGCUUUUGACAAGAGUUCAUUGUUUCAGGGUUUUCUAUAACUAUCGAUAUUUCUACAUAUAAAUAUCAUUAAAGAAAAUCAACAGUCUUUGACUUGACUUCAGUUGUUUGUUUUUUAUAAUAAAGAGACAUUCGUGAUUUCCCGGAACAGAAA